Messenger RNA from Merops nubicus (carmine bee-eater), 3210 nucleotides. RefSeq names its product codanin 1 (gene CDAN1). Lineage: Eukaryota; Metazoa; Chordata; Aves; Coraciiformes; Meropidae. Gene Ontology annotation, cellular component: nucleus. The transcript has 26 exons. The annotation marks the transcript as partial. The record is from RefSeq and is a predicted model, not a curated record. Gene Ontology annotation, biological process: chromatin organization.
CUUGAUUUCAGUGGGAUGAUGUCUCACUUUUUCAGCAGAAGCAAACCGUCGAGGCGUAUCAACCCGACCCCGGUGAGUGCUGAGCGUCCCCUCUCCAAACCAAAGAUGUGCUUCACCUCCACGCCUGUCAGCCAGUCUCCAGCUGCUCGGUUUUCAUCUGGGGCAAGCCUCGAGGCCCUUACUGCUGUCCAGGAAGGAAACCUUAUGCCUGUGAUAAGCAACAGCCUUCAAGAGGAGAGGGAGAUGCUGAAGAGAGAACGAUGCAAAUUGCUGCACCAGGCAUCCUCUCCUGCAGGGCUCUCUCUGGAUCCUGGUACUCCCACGAAGCCCAGCUGUGCGCGCAGCGCUGCCCUGCCUGCUGAGAGCCACCUGGUGACCUGUGCAAAUCCUGCCAGGGUUUCCUGCAAGAAACAGCUGGAGUGUCUGGCACAGCUCUAUUCGUCGUGUAUAGCAGAAAACUUGGUACCAAAUAUUUUUCUGGAGCUCUUUUUUGUUCUGCAGCUUUUGACAUCUAAAGGCACUUCGACAGCAGAAGAUGAGGCUAAUGACCUUGAACUCAGUGAAAGAACUGAAGAUGCCCCAGGGAGACAGCACUUCCGAAGCAUCCACAAUUGUGUUUAUUUUGCUGUUCAAGUCUUGGAUUAUCAGUUUGAAAUUAUUUCCCAUUUAGAGAAGGGGCUGCUGAAGCUUUUGGCUGAAAAUGAACGGAUUGCAUCUUUUUCUCCCACCUUGCACGAGAGGCUCAGGCAGGCUUACGAAAGCAGCACAGCCAAGGUGUCUCCCCUGCUGCCAUGCUCUGUGCAGUCUGUUUCCUUCCAGCCAGAAACUGACAAUCGCUCCAACUUUCCCAGUGACAGAGCAUUUCACAUAUUUAAGAAGCAAAGGGAUAUAUUUUAUGAGCUGCUGCGUGAGUGGGAGGACAACCGUGAAAAAACCGGCUGGGACUUCGAAAGGGUGCUGGGCAACAAGAUCAGGGCCAUGAUGGCUCACCUGUCUGCAACCUGCAACCACAGCCAUUUUGCCAGGCUCUUUCAAAAACAGCUUAUCCAGAUGUGUAAAGGUCCUCUUGGUGGUGGCUCAAGCUGGGGAGAUGCUCCAGACCAGGAUGUCCUUAAUAUGCUGGGUUCUGAUAAUCUGAGCCGUCUGAAGAGGCUGCAGGAAAGAUUUGUUGUUCCUCAGAGCAUCAGAGGACCUUGUCCACCCCCUUCGUUCCCAGGGUGCCAGCAGUUCUUCAGGGACUUCAUCCUCAGUGCAGGAAGUUACCAGUUCAAUCAGCACCUGAUGGACAGUCUGUGCCUGAAGAUACUCGAGCUGAACAGCCUUACUCUGGUGGAGCAUGAGCACAGCGAUGGGGAGGCAGAUAUGGAUGAACAGGACGAGAAGAAGCGUUUUGCCGUGGCCCUGCUGAGCCUGCGGCUCCUGGCCAGGUUCCUGGGCUUCCUGGUGUUCCUGCCCUACCGCUCCGCCGAGCAGCCAACCGGAGACUUGCAGGACUCUGCAGUAGCCUUGAGAAACCAAACCCUGCCUGUCCUGGAUGUGUUAAAGCUUCUGAGACAAUCUAUUUGGGAUCAGCGUUCUAUCCUCACUAUUCCUUGGAUUGUGGAGUACCUUUCCCUUGUGGAUCAUAUUGCCCCCUUCCUUGAUUACUACAGGAAAGUAUUUUGUCUCCUGCUGCAGGUAUACAGGUUAAUGGUCCUUUCUGAAGACAAGGAGAUGAGUUUCCUGAACAAGCUGCUGAUCCUUGCAGUUCUGGGUUGGCUUUUUCAGGUUCCAUCAGUCCCUGAGGAGCUGUUUUUUACCACUGAUGUCAGGCAGGAGGGGUUGAUGAGGGAUACUGUGACAUCUGAUCGGGCUUUGGACUCUGUACCCUUGGUGGAUCAGCAGUUACUUUAUACCUGCUGUCCUUAUCUUGGUGAGCUGCGGAAACUGCUUGCCUCUUUUGUGGCUGGUAGUGGAGCAAAAAAUGGUGGCUUUAUGAGGAAAAUCACUCCCACAGCUGCAGAGUCCUUGGCACCAAAGGCUUCUGUCACACAGAGGAAGCUGCAGGCAGAGUUGGAACAGGCCUUCUUCCACAACCAGCCUCCAUCCCUACGGAGAACGGUUGAAUUUGUGGCAGAAAGGGUGGGAUCCAACUGUGUUAAGCACAUCAAGGCAACCCUGGUAGCAGAGUUGGUUCAAAGGGCUGAAGUCAUGUUGCAGGACAAAGUGAAGGAGGAGGAUGCUAAUCAUGACAAGCUGCUUGAAGAGGUGUGCACUCAUCUCUAUGAGGAAGGGGCCCAGGCACUCAUCAAAGGCAGAGAAUUUUGCAAAAAGAAAGGUCCUGAGGCAGUGAGGGUGUUAUUGCCAGAAGAAACAUCUGCAGCAGUCUUGAGCAGUGCAGAAGACAUUGCAGUGGAGCUGGCUACUGAGAAAGCCUGUGGCUGGCUUUCUGCCAACAUUGCAGCACUCAUCAAAAGAGAAGUGAAGGCAACGUUCAACAGAAUGCUGAAGGUCCCAGGGGUGGCUGUGCCUGGUGAGGAUGCCCUGGAGCUGAGAAGGGACUGCCCCCCAGGCUGCCAGCACCGCGCCCCGUUUCCCUCCCAGCUCAUCAACGAGAUGAAGGAUGUGCUCUGUGUUGCUGUGGGCCCACGGGAUGAGGGGGAAGUGAUUGACCACGCCUGGCUGGAGUGCUUGCUAGGAAGACUGAGUCAGACCCUUCGAUGCAGAAAGUUCAUGUGUCCCACAUCAGAACAGCAGCUGGCAAAGUGCACAGUGGAGUUGGCUUCUUUGCUGGUUUCAGAUCGUGUUCCGCUGAGUCUUGGGACUGAGUCCCCAGAGAAGAGCUCUGAGAGGCUGCGUGUAAAGAAUAAUCCCUCCUAUGGCCUGCUCAAACUGCUGCUUUCUGUCUGGAGGGAGGACUUUGGGACACCUGUUCCUGUGCAGCUGAUCUUCAGCAAGAAGAACAUGGGUUAUCUUGCAGAAGUUCAGCAGCGAGAGUGGGACUUGUUCCUUUUCAUGCUCCAUGGCCUCGUAGAACACGAGCUGAUGAGAACUAGUGAAAUAGAGAGUUGUUUGCAGAGCCUCAGAGGGCUCCCUUGGCCCUCAGAUUUCUUAAAAGAACUGGAAAUGCUCUCCAGAGUGUUUGUAUCAGGUGGUCACAGAGGAGAGCCCAGGACGAACCCUUGUGAGCUGACCAGACAAUCUCUAGGCACUGUGACAGCGCAGAGCUAG